GAGGAAAUCAAAGUUACUGGUGGGAGCAGGCGGCCAGCGCGCGCUCUAACAAACCUUUUACCGACAUUGUCCCUGACCAAAAAAGAGCAAAACGACAAGUUUCAUCUGCGGUGAAAAUGAUCACGUGCGUGCAGGGGAUGCUGUGUCUGUCGCUCCUGGUGACGUUCGCCGCGUGCAACGCUCCUCCGGUCCCGUUAGACGACAUCAUCGUGGAGAAAACCUCCGUGCCAGAGCAGUGCGCGCGCGCCGUCAAAGUUGGGGACUUCGUCAGGUACCACUACAUCGGAACGUUCCCGGACGGCAAGAAGUUCGAUUCGAGCUACGACCGUGGGAGCACCUACAAUGUGUUUGUUGGCAAGAAGCAGCUGAUUGAAGGGAUGGACAAAGCUCUGGUGGGGAUGUGUGUCAACGAGAGGAGCCUGGUCAAGAUCCCUCCCCACCUUGCCUACGGAAAACAAGGAUACGCUGAUCUCAUCCCUCCCGACUCCAUCCUCCACUUUGACGUUCUGCUGCUGGACGUUUGGAACCCAGAGGACGGCGUUCAGAUCAACACGUACCAUUUACCGCCCGUCUGCUCCAGGAAGGUGGAGGUCUCUGACUUCGUCCGCUACCACUAUAACGGCACUCUGCUGGACGGGACGCUCUUCGACUCCAGUCACACUCGCAUGCGCACCUACGACACCUACGUCGGGAUCGGCUGGCUGAUCGCCGGUAUGGAUCAGGGGCUUCUGGGGAUGUGUGUCGGAGAGAGGCGCAUCAUCACCAUGCCUCCGUCACUUGGCUACGGGGAGAACGGAGAUGGAAGUGACAUCCCCGGUCAGGCGUCUCUGGUGUUUGAUGUUGUUCUGUUGGACCUUCACAACCCCAGAGAUGGAAUCACGGUGACCAAUCAAAUCGUGCCGGAGUCCUGCACGAGGAAGACGGUCGCAGGAGACUUUGUGCGUUACCACUACAACGGGAGCCUCCUGGAUGGGACAUUUUUUGAUUCCAGUUACUCUCGCAAUCGCACUUACGACACGUAUGUGGGUCAAGGUUACGUGAUCGCCGGCAUGGAUGAGGGUCUGAUUGGAGUCUGCGUUGGAGAGAAACGCACCAUCACCAUCCCUCCACAUCUCGCCUAUGGAGAGGAGGGCACAGGCUCUAAGAUCCCAGGUUCAGCUGUUCUCGUGUUUGAUGUUCACAUCAUCGACUUCCACAACCCUUCAGACAGCACUGAGGUCACCAUCACCUACAAACCAGACGAGUGUGAAAAGCAAACCAGGAAAGGAGACUUCAUCAAAUAUCACUACAAUGCCUCUCUGUUAGAUGGAACACCCAUCGACUCCACGCAUAAUUAUGGAAAGACAUAUAACAUUGUUCUGGGAGCCAACCAGGUGGUCCCGGGGAUGGAGGACGGACUGCUGGGCAUGUGUGUGGGAGAGAAAAGACACCUUGUUAUUCCUCCUCACCUGGCCUAUGGGGAGAGAGGAGUCACUGAUGAAGUUCCAGGAAGUGCUGUGAUGGUGUUUGAUACUGAGCUGGUUGAUAUGGAGGAAGGCCUUCCUGAAGGCUAUAUGUUUAUCUGGAACGACGAGGUGUCACCGGACCUUUUUGGAGAGAUGGACAAAGACAAGAACAACCAGGUGGAGCCCUCGGAGUUUACCGGCUACAUCAUGCAUCAGGUGAACGAGGGCAAAGGCCGUCUGGCUCCCGGCUUCGACCCUUACCGCAUAAUCGACAACAUGUUCUCUAACCAGGACCGCAACGGAGACGGAAAGAUCACAGAGGCAGAGUUCAAACUCAAAGCAGACGAAGCUGCGAGUCACGAUGAGCUAUGACGGGACGGAGGGGGAG
Molecule: messenger RNA, 1833 nt
Organism: Nematolebias whitei (Rio pearlfish)
Lineage: Eukaryota; Metazoa; Chordata; Actinopteri; Cyprinodontiformes; Rivulidae
Gene: fkbp9
Product: FKBP prolyl isomerase 9
Exons: 10
Coding region: 117-1817 (566 amino acids)
Molecular function (GO): peptidyl-prolyl cis-trans isomerase activity; calcium ion binding
Source: RefSeq, a predicted model, not a curated record